GUGGAUCCGUGGGAUUUUUGCGGUGAUCUUUGCGGAGAUCGCGGAGAUCCAGGAUCCUGGAUGAAUAUUUCAAAAACGUGGAGUGAUCGGCAUUUCGCACCGUUCGUCUGCAAUUAAAGGAUUACAAGAGUGGGUUUACGAUUUAUCACUGAAGGCUGAUGACAGUGCGGAGACGGCGGCAUGUCUGCGCGCCAGCUAGGGGACACCUAGCGCGCCGGACAGCCCCGCUGGUGGACGUCUCCGGCGCCGCUGACGCCUGAACAUGGCCUCGUGGAACACGUUCUCACGCUCUCCGGGCCCUUCGGCGCGGCCGCGGCGCUCGCUGCACCCGGAGGCAGCGCCCGACGAGCAGGACUGGCGCGUGCCGGCCUUCUUCCGACAGGGACGCCACCUGGGAAAGAUCGAGGGCGAGCCCGUGCAGCGCGAGUGCUGGCGUAUGAAGGAGCGGAUGAAGACGGUGAGCGUGGCGCUGGUACUCUGCCUCAACAUCGACGUGGAUCCCCCCGAUGUGCUCAAAACCAGUCCGUGUGCCCGCAUGGAGACCUGGAUUGACCCGCGCACAACGACGAGGGCUCCCCGCGCGAUGGAUCUAAUCGCCGCGAAUUUGCAGGCUCAGUACCAGCGCUGGCAGCCCAAGGCCAGGUACAAGCACUCUCUGGACCCGACCACGGAUGACGUGAAGAAGCUGUGCACCUCCCUGAGGAGGAACGCCAAGGAGGAGCGCAUCCUGUUCCACUACAACGGACACGGCGUGCCGCGGCCCACCAGCAACGGCGAGAUCUGGGUCUUCAACCGGAACUACUCUCAGUACAUCCCGCUGUCGAUCUACGAGCUGCAGACCUGGAUGGGCGCGCCGUCCAUCUACGUCUACGACUGUUCCAGCGCCGGACAAAUCGUCGACUCGUUCAACCUGUUUGCGUCGCAGAGACAGGCGGAGAACCACGCGGCCUCGGAGGGCGGCACGGCGUCCCUGAGCAGCUGCAUCCAGCUGGCGGCCUGCGGUGCCAAGGAGAUCCUGCCGCAGCACCCGGACCUGCCGGCCGACCUCUUCACCUGUUGUCUGACCACGCCCAUCAGGAUGGCGCUGAGGUGGUUUGUGAUCGGCCGGCAGAGCCAGCUGGUGACGGGAGUAACGGUGGACGACCUGGACAAGAUUCCCGGCCAGCUGACCGACCGCAGGACGAUGCUGGGCGAGCUCAACUGGAUCUUCACGGCCAUCACGGACACGAUCGCCUGGAACACGCUGCCGCGCGACGUGUUCCAGCGACUGUUUCGCCAAGAUCUUCUGGUCGCCAGCUUGUUCCGCAACUUCCUGCUUGCCGAGCGGAUUAUGAAGUCCUACGACUGCACCCCGGUGUCGCACCCAUUCCUGCCCAGCACCCACAAGCACGGGAUGUGGGCGUCGUGGGACCUGGCGGUGGACGUGUGCCUGCUCCAACUGCCGGCCAUCAUCCGCGAGAACCGCCAGACCUACAAUCACUCGACCUUCUUCGAGGAGGAGCUCACCGCAUUCCAGGUGUGGCUCAGGUUCGGUGUGGACGUUAAGCAACCGCCAGAGCAGCUGCCUAUCGUCCUUCAGGUGUUGCUUAGUCAGGUCCACCGUGUCAGAGCGCUGGACCUGCUGAGCCGCUUCCUGGACCUGGGCUCCUGGGCGGUGAACCAGGCGCUCUCCGUCGGCAUCUUCCCCUAUGUGCUGAAGCUGCUGCAGGCCUCGGCGCGCGAGCUGCGGCCCCUGCUCGUCAUCAUCUGGGCCAAAAUCAUGGCGCUCGACCCGGCGUGUCAGGUGGACCUGGUCCGUGACAACGGACACCGGUACUUCCUGGACGUACUGGCCGACCCGCACAUGCCGGCAGAACACCGCACCAUGGCGGCGUUCGUGCUGGCUACCAUGGUGCGGGACUACCGAGCGGGCCAGCAGGUGGCGCUGCAGGGCAGUCUGAUCCCCUACUGCGUGGAACAGAUGGACGACCCCAGUCCGCUGCUCAGGAGCUGGCUGGCCAUCACGCUGGGCCACCUGUGGCUGCACAACGACCAGGCGCGCUGGUCGGGCGUCCGAGACAUGGCGCACGACAAACUGCUCGCCCUGCUCGAGGACGAGGUGCCAGAGGUGCGGACGGCGGCCGUGUACGCGCUGGGUACGUUCAUGAACGCGGUGGUGGAGCGCACCGAGCACGCCAAUACUGUGGACCACUCGGUGAUGAUGGCGCUGCUCAAACACUCGGUCGGCGACGGCAGCCCCAUGGUCCGCCGGGAGCUGAUAUCGACGUUCAGCAGUUUCGUGCAGCAGUUCGAGAGCAAGUUCGUCUCCCUGGCCGUGCAGGAGGACGAGCAAGCGGCCGCCCUGCGAGAACAGUCGUACCUAACGGUGACGGGCGCCAGCGGCUCCUCUCGCUCGCCGCAGCCGUUCAAACGGGUCAACUCGGCCAGCUCCCUGAGCGGUAUCAACUCGCCAAACUCCAAACAGCGCACCAGCGUGUCGACGCACAUGAGCCUGUCGUUCGGCAGCGUCUACUGGAAGGUGUGGCACGCGCUGCUGGAGCUCUCUGCCGACCCCGACUACCAGGUGGCCGACAUGGUCCGCAAACUCACACAACAGAUCAUACUGAAGGCGGGCAACCAGGGGAAGCUGAGCUCGUCCACACACGACGUGGGCGGGAUCUCGCCGCAGCGCAGUCCGUCUGAGCCGCGCUCCCCCGGGUGGUCGCCCUUACACCGCCCGGCGUCCCGGUCUUCUGCCGAUACCGCCCGAUCAGAGAACACCCGCAGGGAGAUUCCUCUGAAGACGCGCUUUAUCGAGUGGAUGGACCGGUUCUACGCGCGGCCACUGAAUCUGUUCACCGAGUACAACGACUCGGCAGAGGACGACGACGAGACCUACAACAAGGAGUGCAGGUUCGUGGAGAACGCGCGCGUGCGCGCCGAGGGUGAGCGUGACUGCGGGCGGCUGCACCAGGACAAGCUGGACACGCAGCUGUCGGUGCUGAAGCACGGCGUGCCGCCGGCGCUGAUGAAGUUCAGCCCGUACACCACGCAGCUGGUGGUGGCCGAUAAAAACCGAUUCUGUGUGGUGGACUACACCAAGGGCCAGUCGAUAACGCAGCAUGUCAACCACCUACCGUCGCGGUGCAGUCAGACGCGCAUCUCCGGCCUCGAGUUCAUCAACCCGCACUACCAGACGCUGCUACUGGUCGCGGCCGAUGACGGCUCCGUGAGGGUGUGGUCCGACUAUGCCGAGCCGGGCCUGCGCACUCCGCACUGCGUCACCUCGUGGUCGGUGCUGGACUCUGGCAUCAAGCCGAGCAGCGCUGGCUCGAGCCGCUCCCAGUCGCUGGUCGUCACCUGGGUACAGAGCAGCGGCCGGCUGGUGGCCGGCGAGCACAAGCAGCUGCACGUCUGGGACCUGCAGAGCGAGCGGCGGCUGGCAGAGCUGGCCGUCGGCACCGACUCCACCGUCACCACACUGGCCUCCAACGAUAAUGAGCCGCACCUGGCCGUGGCCGGCUGCGCUAGCGGCGUGGUGGCGCUGUUCGACACGCGCCUCUCGGGCCAGGCGUCGCGCGUGGGUCUGUGGCGCGAGCACCAGUCGUUUGUGGUGACCUCCGAGCUGCGCACCGUCGGUGGGAACACGACCGCCGUCACCGGAGACCAAAAGGGCGAGGUGCGGCUGUGGGACGCCCGCCGUCCGACGUCGGUCCGCUCCUUCGCCACCCUGUCGGACGACGUGAUGACGAUGGCCGUCCACCCCACCGCCGACCUGCUGGCCUGUGGCUCGGCGCACCAGCACAUAUCGCUGUUCACGCUCACAGGAGAGGCGCUCAACUCGAUCCGCUAUCACGACGGCUUCAUGGGUCACCGCAUCGGCCCAGUGUCGUACCUGGCGUUCCACCCGGUGCGCGUGGCGCUGGCCGCCGGCAGCAGCGACUCGCUCGUCUCCGUGUACGGUCUGUCGCGCAGCUGAUUGGCGCGGACCGGGUCCUCGCGCAGCCGCCGGCGCCGCUGAGCGCGCUGCGCAGGGACCUCGGUCCGCCCACACACGGACAGACGCGGCACGGCGCCGGGGCGGCCGUCCGCGGCGCGAGCGACCGCCCGUCGGACCGCAGCCUCUGCGCCCCAGCAGCGGCAGCGGGGGUCUUAGUUUUGCUAUGGUUUUUUGUCGGCUUGUCGGUGCCAACUGCGGCGCGCCGUGGCGAUCUCCGCGUGAGUCGGCCGCCGGGACGGCUCAGCAGUGGCGCGGCGCGGCGGCGCGGUGCCGGUGUUAACUCUACGGACGGGUGACGUCGCCCCGCGGCCAUACGUGAGCUUAUUGUGUCUGUGUGUUUGUGUACAGUGUAUCUACGGACGAGUGAGCGGCGCGGACGCCGGCGGCCCGGCCCGGCCGUCCCCAGUGCCUUGGCGCGGCGCUGCCGACGGCUCACGCAGUGUCUUAUAGCCGGGGAGGCGGCGGCCGGCGCCGGAGCCGGGGUGGCCUGUGAGGCGGCGCGCGGACUGGUUUUGAGACACGUGUACGCACUGAGUGGCGGCGGUCGGCGCGGGACCGUCGGCCUGCUGCCGGCAGAGGGCAGGGCGAGCGGUGGUUUUAUCAUGUCGUGUCACCAGCGGCGACCCUGAUUUGCAAUAUGUGUGUCUGUCUGUCCGUGUCCGUCGUCACCCGGGACACUGCCGAGGUGGUCGGGUCAUUACUCGCCCGUGCUCUGUGACCCGCAGGGACCGGCACUCCGUCAGUCCCUCACUGUGGUGUCCAACUUCUAUUCCAACUGGAUUCUGUCGUAGCAUGUCCUUGUAGCUGGUCGCGUUUCAGGCGGAUCUCUGUCGGUAUAUUCGGCCCUUGUCACGCUGUUCGGCUUUGGCCCCGCGCCUCGUCCCUGGUCGGCUGACCCGCCACGGUGACCAGCGACUGCCGGCGCUAACGGCGUCUCGCUGGUGACCUGUGCCCGGCUGGUGACACCCGGUGACCUGUGCUCGGCUGGUGACACCCGGUGACCUGUGCCCGGCUGGUGACACCGGGUGACCUGUGCCCGGGCUGGUGACACCCGGUGACCCGUGCCCGGCUGGUGACACCCGGUGACCUGUGCUCGGCUGGUGACACCGGGUAGUCUGUGUCCGGGCUGGUGACACGCGGUCCGAGCGACCGGCGGGUCGCCGUGGGACGGACGUAGACUGUGCGCGCGCUGUGCCAUGGAUGUAACGCCAGUCACCUCUGUCGCACCUGCAGCUCUGCGCGCGCCCCGCGCCGCGUCCCGGGCCAGUGUCUAGUGGGGUGUAUUGGUGCACGCAGGCAGCGGCCGGUUUGGGUUUGACCGUGCUCGGUAAAGUAUUGCUGCUGGUGGGGGGGGGGGGGAGGGGCAGCUGUGUAUAACCGUUAUAUCUCGCACGGGUGCGUGGUUUGUAUGAUUUCUGCCGAGUGUGGACGACAGGGGCGUACUCUGGUAGUUGGUGCAGCAAUCGGGCGGCCAGCUGUGUAAUGUCGUGCACGGAGAGAGGACACUCAUACCUAUUGGGGAUCGGGUACUUGGGCUGGAGCGGCAAUGUAUGUAGUAUGCCCGCCCGCGUAUUUAAACGCCAGUGUGCGCUCGAAUGCUUGAUCACGAUCAUGAUUGGUAAUAAAUGAAUACAUGAUUUUUAUUUCUUUUGCGUGAA
Messenger RNA from Amphibalanus amphitrite, 5637 nucleotides. RefSeq names its product regulatory-associated protein of mTOR-like. Bases 263 to 3958 code for a protein of 1231 amino acids. The record is from RefSeq and is a predicted model, not a curated record. Gene Ontology annotation, biological process: cellular response to amino acid stimulus; positive regulation of cell growth; positive regulation of protein serine/threonine kinase activity. Gene Ontology annotation, molecular function: protein-macromolecule adaptor activity; protein binding. The transcript is spliced from 29 exons. NCBI's taxonomy places the organism in Eukaryota, Metazoa, Arthropoda, Thecostraca, Balanomorpha, Balanidae. Gene Ontology annotation, cellular component: cytoplasm; TORC1 complex.